Messenger RNA from Exophiala xenobiotica, 4160 nucleotides. RefSeq lists its product as uncharacterized. The transcript is spliced from 3 exons. Gene Ontology annotation, molecular function: histone binding. Gene Ontology annotation, cellular component: condensed chromosome, centromeric region; nucleus. NCBI's taxonomy places the organism in Eukaryota, Fungi, Ascomycota, Eurotiomycetes, Chaetothyriales, Herpotrichiellaceae. Bases 202 to 3906 code for a protein of 1234 amino acids. The record is from RefSeq and is a predicted model, not a curated record. Gene Ontology annotation, biological process: mitotic cell cycle; mitotic chromosome condensation; meiotic chromosome condensation.
UUUCGAGAUACCAAUGUGUUCAAGUGUUGUCGACUCGCUCACCGUGCGUGAGGUUUAUCCUUCUUGACCACCAGUGACCGAGGAAUUAUUCGGUGACCUACACCGCUCUGGUGAGGUUUCACCUUUCUGCCAACCCUACCAAAUACAGAGGUGCGCACCUCAGUCAAGACCGCACCCUUGCUUCCAGAAAACAGCGACACCAUGGACGACCAGAUCGAGUUCGACAUUAACGAGUCCCUGAAGCUGUAUCUCAGUGAUGCAGCGACCAUUCCGACGCCAGAUGCCAACCCCGAAUUGCUCGACUGCGAGAAUGAUCCCGAGAGUCUCACACCGCCCCUCGUUAACAAUGUGCUGGACCCAGUAAUAGACGCAAUCGCAGAGAACCCUGAAGCGUUGGCAAGAAGUUCGGUCUUUGAUACCCUACAGUUUUUGUUAAAACAAUCUUCGGCCCUUUCCACCCAGUCACUGGGCAAGAUCCUCCAUCUGAUCGUUUCCGGCCUCUCGAAUACUGCAGAAGUUGCAAAUCACGAUAUCGAGAAUGACGAGCAAGAGACAAUACCCCAACACAAGCGACUCCUUGAGAUGUACGCCUUUCUGCUUCAAUGGGCUAUUUCUGGAGUCGAGGCGAAAGCGCUGGAGAAGUCAACUACAGCUCCGGCAAGAAGAGGGGGGAAAGGUGCAAAAUCGAAAUCGGCUGCAAAGGAAGAUGCUUGGGAUUCAGCUGGCCAAAUACAGAGCGCCAUGGAUGUUAUGUGUCGAGCCAUGAAGCUCAAGUUGAACAGGAUCUUCCAGACCACUUCCGACAGGGACACCUUCAUCAACCUAUUCACAAGGUCCGUAUACCUAAUCAUGGAGAGCGAGGCGAGAGUGAAGAUUAAUGCAGUCCGCAUGUUCUGCUUCAAGGUGCUUUGUGUGGCUGUCAAGCACCAUGGACAUGCUCUGGGAGCGCAGACAUCAAUCGUGCAGAACCUGACAUAUUUUGAGCAUCUGUCUGAGCCGAUGUCCGAAUUCCUCCACAUUCUAGCUGAACAAUACGACCAUCACCAACUGUCCGCGGAAAUCCUUAGAGAGUUGGCAGCAAAAGAGUUCAGCCAAAGCGACACGAAGGGCCCAAAAUCGGUAUCAGCGUUCAUUAUCAAGCUGUCUGAACUCGAGCCGCGACUAGUGAUCAAAGAGAUGGGUCUGCUUGCCAAGUUCCUUGACAGCGAGUCGUAUACUCUGAGAUGUGCGGUCAUCGAAGUCUGCGGAAAUCUGCUGGCUGAUCUGAGCAAGCAAGAAGAGAAGAACGAAACCACCAAGAUCCAGAUCAAUGCCUUCUUCGACACCUUGGAACAACGUUUCCUGGAUACUGCUCCUUUUUGCAGAGUCAAAGCCAUUCAAGUCUUUACCAAAAUCUGUGACUUGGAGCAGAAAUUUCCGAAGCGACGACAACAUGCUGCAGAACUUGCGAUGCAGAGUCUGCAGGACAAAAGCAGCAAUGUGCGGCGAAAUGCGGUUAAACUGCUGAGGAAGCUCGUCGCUUCGCAUCCAUUCAGCGUGAUGCAUGGCGGACAGCUUUCGCGCAAGGAUUGGGUGGAUCGACUAGAUGCCGUCGAGGCUCAGUUGGACGCCCUGCAGCCUCCGCCAGAAUCGCCUGGUGUGGCGCAGACAGCCAAUGGAGAACAAAGAGUCGACGAAGCACUUCUGGAUGAUGCCACGCAGAACCCCGACUCCCAGAAUGCCGAUGAACAAAUGAACGAGAUGACGGAGGAGAAGAAGAUCGAGGCGCUCAAGAAGACUCAAGAAGAGGCGGCGACGUCUGAAGUCCUGGGCAAGCUCCAGUUGACUCGCAAAUACUACCUGGAGGCACUGAGAUUUAUCGACGUGAUUCACGAUGCCUCUGAGAUUGCAGUCCAGUUAUUGUCGUCGCCGAACAAGACCGAGGUCAUCGAUGUAAUGGACUUUUUUGUGACCAUUGAUGCUUUCAAGGUCGAAACAGCUCGCAAGGGCAUCCGACGCAUGCUACGCCUGAUAUGGACCAAAAGCAACAGCGACGAGGGAAAAGGAGUCCAAACCCAUUUGAUCGAUAAUUACAGAGGCCUGUUCUUCGACGCCCCUGACAUGUUCAGCCCCAAUGAUGCCGCAAAUUUCGUCGCUCGGAACAUGAUCAGCUUGACUUUUGGCGCAACGCCGGCGGAGUUGACUUCACUUGAACAACUGUUGGCUACCAUGUUCAAAGCCGGUCACAUUUCUGACAUGGUAGUGUCGAAGCUGUGGCAGGUGUACGGAGUGAACAAGGAGAUCUCCAGGGCCCAGCGAAGAGGUGCCAUCAUCGUGCUCGGAAUGAUAGCGUUUGCCAAUCCCGAAGUUGUCAUCAAAGAGAUCGACACCAUGCUGAGGAUCGGUUUAGGGCAGCUUGGAAGGCAGGACUUUGUUCUGGCCAAGUUUACCUGUGUUGCACUCCGCCGCAUGGUCCCGGCUGCCAAAAAAUCCCAAGAAAAGACUGCUUCAGCGGGGCUAUCGAGAAUGCCCAAUAACCACGAGGUGUUGCAAAUGCUCGCCUCAAUCCUCUUGACCACCUCAGCGAGCAAAGACUGGUAUGGGAUGGCAGAGCAAGCAAUUGGAGCCAUCUAUAUUCUGUCAGAUCAUCCCGACAGCUUGUGCUCUGAAGUCCUGAGACAGAAGACUAGGCUCGUAUUCCAACAGACGAAGAACUUGUCUUCGCUGUCAAGGACACCAAGUCCGGAACCAGAGCCUGAUGCCAUGGAUGUUGACGACGAAGAGGAGGCACCCAACCCAGAAUCUGACCCACAACAAUCGGAAGCACCGAAGGCAGGACAAGAGAAGCCCUCGAUUGCUCUAUCAGAGUUGCUAUUCACAGUCGGCCAUAUUGCGGUCAAACAGAUUGUUCAUCUGGAACUGUGUGAGCUCGACUUCAAGCGACGAAAACAGGAGCAAGAAAAGAACAAGCCUAUUAACAAUCCCUCACCAGAAAAAUCUUCUGGGCCGACGCCUGUUCGCAGGAAGAAGACGGCUGCCGAGGAAGUUUUGGCUGAGAAGCAAAAAGAAGAAGAAAAGGACGAGCUUGACAUGAUUGGUGGCACAACUGAAGACGAUUUCACCGAAGCCAUUGCUCAUAUCCGAGAACGAGAGCUUCUUUAUGGGCCAAAUUCCUUGCUGGCAAACUUCGGACCCCUGGUGACGGAAAUUUGCGCCAACAACACAGCAUAUAAAGACCGCGAGCUCCAAGCUCAAGCGACUCUGUGUCUGGCGAAGCUGAUGUGUGUCAGUAGCGAGUACUGCGAGAAGAACCUACCGCUUCUGAUCACUAUUCUCGAGCGGUCGACCGACCCCAUCGUCAGAUCGAAUGCUGUGAUAGCACUAGGUGACAUGGCCGUUUGCUUCAACCACCUUAUCGACGAGAACACGGAUUUCUUGUACAGACGCCUGAAUGAUGCGGAUGAGAGUGUCAAGCGGACCUGCUUGAUGACGUUGACCUUCCUGAUCUUAGCUGGACAAGUCAAAGUGAAGGGUCAAUUGGGUGAGAUGGCCAAAUGUCUCGAAGAUGGAGACAAGAAGAUCGCAGACCUGGCACGCAUGUUUUUCACCGAGUUAGCGACCAAGGACAACGCUGUGUACAAUCAGUUUGUUGAUAUGUUCAGCGUACUUACCCAGGAAGGUCCUUUGGAUGGUGGAGUCAUGGAAGAGGAGGCUGUCAAGAGAGUCCUGAAGUUCUUGUGUGGAUUCAUUGAAAAGGAUAAGCACGCAAAGAACCUGGCCGAGAAGCUUGCUGCUCGACUCGGCCGAUGUGUAAACAAGCGGCAAUGGGACGAUACCGCAUAUGCAUUGUCACUGCUGCAGCACAAGAACGAAGAUAUUGCGAAGAAAUUGGCCGAAGGGUAUAGAGUCGUCGAGACGGAGGCAUAAAAUCACUGCUCUACAUGAUAUUAUGAGGUUAUGAAUGGGUCCAGCCAGGGGUGUACAGCAGAAGAUCGCCAGGCGCUUUGGAGUUGGGAGACUCACCAGGACUACUAGGUAUUCAGGAAUUGGGAUAUGAAGUGUUCAUUUUUGGGCUGGGGACAUUCUCAGAAUCCCGAGCGCUUGGUUGGUUUCAUGAUGCAUUCAUUAUAUAUGAAUUUCAAUAACACGGCAUUGCCGACGAACCGCAGCAUGGCUUGCCU